This is a messenger RNA of Rotaria sp. Silwood1, 606 nucleotides long. The record is from the annotation of a GenBank genome assembly. Lineage: Eukaryota; Metazoa; Rotifera; Eurotatoria; Philodinida; Philodinidae.
AUGAAUCGUAGUGGUGUACAAAACUUGAUUAAUGAUUCUCAUGACACAAAUCAUUACCAUCAUCAUAUGGAUGCCUCUAAAAAAGAGUCGAAUACUAUGAAACACAAUUGUCAUAAAACAAAUGAUGAUUAUUCAAUGAUGAAAAUGUAUUUUCAUACAGAUUUUAUUGAAACAAUUUUAUUUGAAUCAUGGAAAGUAACAUCUCUUUCAAUUUUUAUUUGCUCAUGGAUUUUUAUAUUUAUUUUGGGUAUUUUAUACGAAGAAAUUAGAGAAAUUCGUCUCUAUUUAGAAGAAAAACAAUUAAUCGACAGACCUAUAAGUUCCAACGAAAGAAACGAACCUGAAUUAGAAUGCAUGAAUAUUGAAACAAUUGAAUCGACUCGUCAUAUUAAACAAAAAAUUCCUCCACGAUAUUCUGAACGUGCUCUACAUAGUAUACUAUAUGCCAUUCAGUUAAUACUUGGUUAUAUACUAAUGCUUAUAGUAAUGACAUUUAAUGUGUAUCUCUUUCUUGCCAUUAUUUUUGGCAUCGGUACAGGUCAUUUAUUAUAUACAUGCAAUCGUAUAAUACCGCCAAAACCCAAGAAUCAACGCCGUAUAACAUAA